Cynara cardunculus var. scolymus (artichoke) is the source of this 2481-nucleotide messenger RNA. Its product is annotated as protein S-acyltransferase 24-like. Gene Ontology annotation, biological process: protein palmitoylation. Lineage: Eukaryota; Viridiplantae; Streptophyta; Magnoliopsida; Asterales; Asteraceae. Gene Ontology annotation, cellular component: Golgi membrane. Gene Ontology annotation, molecular function: palmitoyltransferase activity; protein binding. Bases 701 to 2227 code for a protein of 508 amino acids. The transcript is spliced from 14 exons. The record is from RefSeq and is a predicted model, not a curated record.
GCCGCCCUCAAUAAUCGUGCCGCUGCUGCCCAAUACAUUAUCGAGGUUUUUCCUCGAACUCACUAUUGCUAUCUUAACUCGGAAUCGCACGUAAGAUGUGUCCACCUUUAUUUGAAUCAGGAUGACUAACUUUGAUCGUUAAUGCUUGUACGUAACGUUGAAGUAUGAGGUAUCAUUAUCAUUAUCUUAUAAUCUAUCAGCACACUCUGUGAUUGUUGUUUUCUCUGGCCUGGAUUUUAUUCAACCCAAACCAAAAACUGAACCGGAUUCCAAUUCUAAUUUGUCAAACCAAAUGGGAUUCAAAUUUAAAGUUUGGUUUUAGGUUCAAAUUCUGUUUGAUUGAAUGAAAUGUUUUGAAGUUGGUAGUCGGUUCGAAGAACUCAAAUUCAAAGUUAAAUAAAAAGAACAAUGGGUAUACACACUGGAAGGAAAUACAUGUCUUCUAAUGCUACAAGUGAAUCAAAAUGAUUCGAUGAAGGUUUCUGACUUUUUAGUGGGACAGAGACGACUGACAGCGCCACUGAGGCAUUGAGGCAUGAUGCAUGAGUGACUGUCGACUGUAAUCUGUUCAGCCGUCGAGGCAUUGACUGAGGGACAGAAAUGAGUGUCGGGGGUGCUCCAUGAGUGGCUGCCUUGGUGGUCUUGGACUUCUCAGUUUUUGCAAUCGGCCACUCUAGUGCAUGGUGGAAAUAUAAAUGCUAUGGAUCUUACUGGGCAAACAGCUUUGCACUGGAGCGCUGUUCGCGGAUCUAUUCAGGCUGCAGAGCUUUUGCUCCACGAAGGUGCUCAGAUCCAUGUUGCUGAUGUGUAUGGAUAUCAGGCAACUCAUGUUGCUGCGCAAUAUGGUCAAACAGCCUUGCUCUAUCACAUUGUAACAAAAUGGAAUGCAGAUCCCGACACACCUGAUAAUGAUGGAAGAAGCCCUUUGCAUUGGGCUGCAUAUAAAGGUUUUGCAGACUGUAUACGGCUUCUUCUAUUUUUGGAUGCAUAUAGAGGGCGCCAGGACAAAGAGGGUUGUACACCUCUACAUUGGGCUGCUAUCAGGGGGAACUUAGAAGCAUGCACAGUACUUGUACAAGCUGGAAAGAAAGAGGAUUUGAUGGUGACUGAUAAUACUGGUCUAACACCAGCACAACUCGCUUCUGAUAAGAAUCAUCGACAAGUUGCUUUUUUCCUUGGUAAUGCUAGGAGGGUGUUAGACAAACGCUGGGAUGGAACGAGUACACUGGGGCGACUUUCAAAACUAGGCCUGGCACCAGCACUUCUGUGUGUAAUAUUUGUGCUACUUCUGACCUAUAUUAGUUCAGUUGUUAUGGCUUCAAAUUUACCACAGAUGACAAUUACGUCUGCAUUUUUUGCUUGGAUUGGUGUGAUAUUGGCAAGCAUGGGAUUGAUAUUGUUUUACCGGUGUAGCUGCAAAGAUCCAGGGUAUGUUAAAACCACGAGGCAUGAUUCACAAAAUAUGAAAGAUGAUGAGCCUUUACUGAAGAUUGAGAUAAAUGAUCCUGCUUUGCUAGCUGGUAACUGGUCCCAACUUUGUGCAACUUGUAAGAUUGUCCGACCUAUUCGCUCAAAGCAUUGUUCCACCUGUGAUCGAUGUGUUGAACAAUUUGACCAUCAUUGCCCCUGGGUAUCUAAUUGCAUUGGCAAGAGGAAUAAAAGGGAUUUUUUGGGCUUCCUUGUUCUUGAAGUUUUUGCCAUGCUGAUAACUGGAACAGUUACCAUUACAAGAAUUUUGACUGAUCCAUGGGCUCCAUCUUCUUUUGGGGCUUGGUUGAACCAUGCUGGUAACCAGCACAUUGGUGCCCUAUUAUUUGUAAUUUCGGAUGGUUUUCUCUUCGUAGGUGUGGCUGCCUUAACUUGUAUGCAAAUUUCUCAGGUUGGUCGUAACAUCACGACAAACGAACUGGCAAACUCUAUGCGUUAUAGCUACUUAAGAGGGCCUGGAGGUCGAUUCAGAAACCCAUACGAUCAUGGGUGCAGGAAGAACUGUUCAGAUUUGUUUAUAAAUGGUUACAACGAAGACAUAGAGUUGAUUGAAGAAACAAGUCAAUCAGACGGGAUAGAUAUGAUGCCUAUGUCCAGGAAUUCUCACCAGCAAAACGGCACCAGUGAUGCUAUGGCUGGUGGUCAUCCUCAUCAACCCAACGGAAAUACCCAUUUUAUUGAUGUGAGUAAGAACUCAAAAACACAUGUUCAUUCUUCUAGUUGUAGCCACGGAAAUUAAGAACCAAUUGUGGUCCGUUAGGGUUAGAGUUAGGUCUAGGUUUAGGCCGAAAUUCAUAUGGCCCUGGUCCUAAAUAUGGUUGGAAGAGAUGAUAUGUUAUGUUGUAUCAUUUAAGUUCUUAGUUGAUAAGAUACAAUCUAAGUUUUGUAGCUUGUACUGGGUCCUAUUUACACACAAAUGUUUCUUGCUUUUUGAUGUAUAAUUUGUACAGGGACUGAUUGCAUUUUUAAGAUUGGAUUUAUUAUUACGAACUG